This is a messenger RNA of Oncorhynchus tshawytscha (Chinook salmon), 1638 nucleotides long. Its product is annotated as extensin-2-like. The record is from RefSeq and is a predicted model, not a curated record. The transcript is spliced from 3 exons. The coding region runs from base 1 to 1638 and encodes 545 amino acids. NCBI's taxonomy places the organism in Eukaryota, Metazoa, Chordata, Actinopteri, Salmoniformes, Salmonidae.
AUGGAGGGCAGGCCAGGGGAAGAUGGAGGGCAGGCCAGGGGAAGAUGGAGGGCAGGCCAGGGGAAGAUGGAGGGCAGGCAGGGGAAGAUGGAGUGCAGGCCAGGGGAAGAUGGAGGGCAGGCCAGGGGAAGAUGGAGGGCAGGCCAGGGGAAGAUGGAGGGCAGGCCAGGGGAAGAUGGAGGGCAGGCCAGGGGAAGAUGGAGGGCAGGCCAGGGGAAGAUGGAGGGCAGGCCAGGGGAAGAUGGAGGGCAGGCCAGGGGAAGAUGGAGGGCAGGCCAGGGGAAGAUGGAGGGCAGGCCGGGGGAAGAUGGAGGGCAGGCCAGGGGAAGAUGGAGGGCAGGCCAGGGGAAGAUGGAGGGCAGGCCAGGGGAAGAUGGAGGAACAUCUGGAUCGGCCCCCAGCCCUUCCCAUCAGUCUCAGCCCCCAGGCCUUCCAUCAGUCUCAUCCCCCAGGCCUUCCAUCAGUCUCAGCCCCCAGGCCUCCCAUCAGUCUCAGCCCCCAGGCCUCCCAUCAGUCUCAGCCCCCAGCCCUUCCAUCAGUCUCAUCCCCCAGGCCUUCCAUCAGUCUCAGCCCCCAGGCCUCCCAUCAGUCUCAGCCCCCAGGCCUCCCAUCAGUCUCAGCCCCCAGCCCUUCCAUCAGUCUCAGCCCCCAGCCCUUCCAUCAGUCUCAGCCCCCAGGCCUCCCAUCAGUCUCAGCCCCCAGGCCUCCCAUCAGUCUCAGCCCCCAGGCCUCCCAUCAGUCUCAGACCCCAAGCCCUUCCAUCAGUCUCAGCCCCCAGCCCUUCCAUCAGUCUCAGCCCCCAGGCCUCCCAUCAGUCUCAGCCCCCAGCCCUUCCAUCAGUCUCAGCCCCCAGCCCUUCCAUCAGUCUCAGCCCCCAGGCCUCCCAUCAGUCUCAGCCCCCAGGCCUUCCAUCAGUCUCAGCCCCCAGGCCUCCCAUCAGUCUCAGCCCCCAGGCCUCCCAUCAGUCUCAGCCCCCAGCCCUUCCAUCAGUCUCAGUCUCAGCCCCCAGCCCUUCCAUCAGUCUCAGCCCCCAGGCCUCCCAUCAGUCUCAGUCUCAGCCCCCAGGCCUCCCAUCAGUCUCAGCCCCCAGGCCUCCCAUCAGUCUCAUCCCCCAGGCCUCCCAUCAGUCUCAUCCCCAGGCCUUCCAUCCCCCAGGCCUUCAUCAGUCUCAGCCCCCAGGCCUCCCAUCAGUCUCUACCAUCAGCACCACCACAGAGCACCACUACGGAGCACCACUAUGGAGCACCACUACAGAUUACCACUACUGAGCACCACCUCAGAGCACCACUAUGGAGCACCACUAUGGAGCAACACUAUGGAGCACCACCAUGGAGCACCACACGGAGCACCACCAUGGAGCACCACUACAAAGCACCACUGCAGAGCACCACCAUGGAGCACCACUAUGGAGCACCUACAGCACCACCACUACUGAGCACCACCUCAGAGCACCACUAUGGAGCACCACUAUGGAGCAACACUACGGAGCACCACCAUGGAGCACCACUACGGAGCACCACCAUGGAGCACCACUACAAAGCACCACUGCAGAGCACCACCAUGGAGCACCACCACGGAGCACCACUACGGAGAACCACUACGGAGCGCCACACAAACAGGAAAUUACAGGCACAGUGA